This is a messenger RNA of Fusarium proliferatum ET1, 729 nucleotides long. RefSeq lists its product as uncharacterized. The coding region runs from base 1 to 729 and encodes 242 amino acids. Lineage: Eukaryota; Fungi; Ascomycota; Sordariomycetes; Hypocreales; Nectriaceae. The transcript is spliced from 3 exons. The record is from RefSeq and is a predicted model, not a curated record. Gene Ontology annotation, molecular function: O-methyltransferase activity; S-adenosylmethionine-dependent methyltransferase activity.
AUGAAAGACAACAGCAUUCCUCUUUAUGCAUCGCCCCAGCUGGGCCAAAAAGUCACUGACUACGCAGAGCAACACUCGACCUCGUUACCCAAGUACAUAAGUGACUACCACGCGAAUAUCUCUGCCAACAGGGAGGAUUCUUACUAUAUGAGCUCUGUUUUUCAGUCUCAAUAUAAUACCUUUCUUGCAAAAUCUAUUCGUGCUACAAGGGUUCUAGAAAUCGGUGUCUAUGUUGGCUUCUCUGCCCUCGUAUGGGCUGACGCUGUGGGACCGAGUGGACUUGUGACUGGCUUGGAGUUCGAGCCUGAGUACGCUGAAUUAUCCAAGAAGGCUUUCGCAGCAAAUGGAGUCGAUAAUGUUGAGAUCAUCGUCGGCCCUGCUUCUGAGUCUUUACCCAAACUCAACCCCACGGAGCCCUAUGAUCUUGUUUUCAUCGACGCAGACAAGACUGGUUAUCCGGGAUACUUGAAGCAACUUCUCGAGUUGUCGGAGCCUGGUAGCUCGAGCAGAAUCCUUCGGCCAGGCGCUCUCAUCGUCUCGGAUAAUGUGCUGCGCCGAGGGUUGGUUGCAGACGACAAAGCGCUGGGUGACGACGAGCUCAAAGGCGAUCAAUUGAAGAACGUUUCAGCUGUGAGACAGUUCAAUGAUUUGGCGCUGCAAAGCCCACGACUUGAGACCUUUCUUCUGCCGUUGUGGGAUGGCGUCAACGUUUCCCGCCUUCUUGAUUAG